Messenger RNA from Leptinotarsa decemlineata (Colorado potato beetle), 1058 nucleotides. It is a transcript of the gene Hou, whose product is annotated as GID complex subunit 8 homolog protein Houki. Lineage: Eukaryota; Metazoa; Arthropoda; Insecta; Coleoptera; Chrysomelidae. Gene Ontology annotation, molecular function: protein binding. The record is from RefSeq and is a predicted model, not a curated record.
CAUUACCAUCGACAUAACCAUGUUAUGUUGGUGAUCAUUACUCUGAGGUAUUUGCCAAUUUGACGCCAUUUUGACAACUCACAGUCGUAGUUGUUUUGACUUUUGUGAUGGUAUCGUCAUUAUUUUCUUUUAUAAAGCAAAAACAAAUAAACCAUUAGAUAAUGAGCUACGGUGAAAAACACGAACUUGCAACAAAGGAAGACUGGUUACGAAUAUUGAAUGACGACAACCUCUGUCAAAGUGAUAUGAAUAAACUUAUCAUGAAUUAUCUAGUCACAGAAGGUUUUCAGGAGGCUGCAGAAAAAUUCCAGCAAGAAUCGGGCAUUGUCCCCUCUGUUGACUUGCGUUCCUUGGAUGACAGGACUCGCAUCAGAGAUGCCAUUAUGACUGGUAAAAUACAAGAAGCCACAGCCCUCAUCAACCAGUUACAUCCUGAGAUGCUGGAUAAUGAUAGACAUUUAUAUUUUCAUCUACAGCAACUCCAUCUAAUUGAACUUAUCAGGAAUAAUAGGAUAGAAGAAGCUCUUGCCUUUGCCCAAAGUCAUCUGAGUGAAGCUGGGGAAGACAACCCAUCUGUGUUAUCUGAACUGGAAAGAACAGUUGCUCUUUUGGCUUUUGAAGAACCUUUGACUUGUCCUUUCGGUGAUUUGCUUGCCCCAUCUCAUAGACAAAAGGUCGUUAGUGAAGUGAAUGCUGCUAUCCUCAAAAUGGAACACCAAGAAACUACAACGUCAAAAAUAUCUACCCUGCUGAAACUAAUUCUUUGGGCACAAGAAAAGCUGACCAAAAAAAACUAUAAAUAUCCAAAAAUGACGAAUCUUGCUACAGCAACUAUCGAAGAACCCAAAUGAAUAUAUUUUCAAUUAUUUAUUAAAGUGAUUGAAAUUAGGAGUUAAGAUUUUACUCAUUAGAAUUGGUAGUGUGGUUAGUUUAAAGACCUCAUUUAGGCAGAAAGUAAAUCGAAACUGUGAAUAUUUUAUACCUUUUAAUUAAUUAUAUAACAUGUUUUAAAUUUUGUUGGUCCAAAAAAUUUUAUUAUAGUGUAGUUUUCUAAAUUA